AUGUUGUCUUGUAAGCCUCCUGACAUGCAUAUAUUCAAAUCAUUCUCAGUCACCUUUUGGUACAAACAAGGAAACACAGAUAAUUUCUACAAUAUAGUUGAGUUGAAAAAGUCAUUUUUAAUUUACUAUGAUAAAACUGCAGAGAUGAUAAACUUCUCAAACUAAGAUAUUAACAACCCUACUGAUGCCUAUCUGAGUAUUACUAAAGACAAAUGGCACUAUAUGAACUUCCCACUAAAGAUAGAAGCUUAUAAUAAAAUAAGUCUGAGAUCUACUACAUACGAGUACAAAAAUAUGCUGAGAUAUUUUAGAUUCGAUAAAAUUUUAAAUGGAGAACUAAUCUACGACUACUCGUUCUAGAAAGAGCAUUGCGUAAACUUUCAAUCAUCUAUCUGGACAAAAGAUUCUGUUGUAGAAAAGAUUUUGACUCUAAACUCACUAACUUAAAUUGCAGUAGACACUUCAUAUGAAAACUGGAAUCUCGUAUUGAAUUAGAAUGGAAUUAGCAUAAAUCCACCUCAAAGAAUUACCAAUUAUGAGGAGGGAAUAACUAUUGAGUUUUGGUUCAAUUUAAAGAACCUUCCCUCCACUUCGUUUGAAUUGAUAUUGUUCUACUUAAAUGUACCAUCCUAAGGUUCUUUGUAUCAAUAUAUGUCAUCUGCAACUAAUCUUUAGCAAUUGUUUUUGAAUUAUUAAGGAUAUGCAUCUUCCUUUUCAUUUUCAGGUUCAGUAACUGUAUAGACAAGUAAUUGGUACUAUUACGUUAUAACUUUUAAUCCGAGAUCAAAGUGUUUUACUCAAAUAAUAGGAAAAGGAGAAGUAAACGUUCCUAGACAGAGUAAUAGAAAUUGCUUCACUUCUGCAACAUCUCCUUUAUAUAAUAACAUUAAUAUGCUGAAGUUUAUGUAUGUCUAAAAUUGUGGUUCAGACUGCUCAUCAUUUUAAAGCUUCAUUUAAGAGAUCAAAAUCUGGGAUACCAUCAGAAUAGACAAUUUGAUUUGGAGUUAUUCAAAAACUAUAAUGACUAAAAUAGAAAAUCCAGCAUUAGUUGGAUACUGGAGAUUAAUUUAUGAGAUAUAGAACUAUGGCAAUUAUGUCUUCGAUUAUAGUGUUAAUUCAAAUGACCCUGUAGAUGUUAGUAGUUUGUCAUGGCUUACUCCUUCUUCACUGCUAGAACUUUGUUAAAAUGACUAACUAUUAGACAUCACAAUUUUCACUUGUUAGUCGUAUACCUAAUAGUAAUCUUCAUUAACUGCAGCAACAAGUUAAUUUAAAUUUAAUUUCCAAAAUUCAACUCAUUUACUAAUUAAUAACGUCAUAAUGGGAAGCUGGGAAUGGACUGCAGACUUUUGGAUGUUAAAAAACUCUGAUACUGAUUAUGCAACUCCAUUCUAUAUUGGAGAGUAUGAAUAUCAUCAUAAUUAUUUCGAUGACUACUAAAUGAUGCCUUAAGUAAUGUUUAACAUUUAAGGUUGUUGGAUUAAUACGACUGUAUACUAAGAUUGUUAUAUGAAGAGUUUUAACGAUGGUAGGUACUCUACUGCAAUGACAAAUUUCUACUAAAAUUGCUCAUUAGAGAAUAACUCUACUCUGGGUUGCUAAAAUCUUUGUCAGUAUUCAUCUAACUGUGAUAAUACUUGUGACACUGUCCAUAAGUGUAAAAUCUAUUGUGACAAUGCUUAAUUAUGCAAGGGAUCAUUUAAAAAUUCUAUUGAUCCUUAAUUUACUUGCCAGUCAUCCAGCAAGACAUGUAAUGCUACUUUUACUGAUAAUUCUAAUAACAUUAAGCUAAGCUGCAGCGGAGUCUAAACUUACUGUGGCAUUACUAUUGACUCGAGUAGUAGCAACAAUAUGGCAGUAUCUGGUGAUCUAAGUUUUUCAAUUGAUUCUAUAUUAGAUUGUUAAUCUUCAAAUUAUUGUGAAAUUAAGUCAACUACUACAUACAAUUAGGUCUUAGAUUGUACUAGUGCCACAAAGUGUAGUGGGAACUUCACUGAUGCAUUUGUGACAUCAUCUACUGCAAGUGACUAUUAUAAUGUCAUAAUUGCAGUUUCUGCAAUUAAUCCGUCAUAUACAUUUUCUAACUCAGAUAGAAUAGCUCUAAAUUGCUGGAAAGCUGAGAAUUGCUAAUUAUUCAUUAAUAGUCCAAGGAAUCUAAAUAGAGAUUGCUCCUAUUCGACAUAAUAUCAUAAAAUUAAUGCUUAAGCUACUACUGGCUAUAAUUUCUUCACACUUGAUUAAAGCUCAUCAGUUUACCAUAACUUCUUAGCAGCUAUAGAUUGCUCUAGUUCUUCCUCUUGCUAAAAUGAGAUUAAAAAUGGGCCAAUAUGUUCAACUAACACCAAAUUGCAUAUUAUUGAAUGCGACAAUGCAGUUCAGUGUAUUAAUAGCUUUACUAAUACUCAUCUCGUGUCCAUCUAAUGUGAAUUAACUAAAACUUGUACAAAUACUAUCAAAACAUCAACAUUGCAAGAUAUUGGAGGUAUUUAUAAGCUUUAUCCUUACAUUAAGUGCAAAAGUUCAGAUGCAUGUACAACUACACUGACUGAUGUCGAUUAUUUUUAACUAGAUUGCUAUAAUACUAAGUCAUGCGUCGUAAAACUAACAGGAACAACAAGUAACAAUGAAGUAAGUGGUUCUGACACAGAUUUUAAGCUGUACUCAUAUAUAAACUGUUAAAAAUCAUACUCAUGUAAUUUGGAUAUCACUAACGGAGCCAAUUAUGUAUUUGUUGAUUUACAAAAUUCUCAAACCUUGAGUUCUUCUUCAAGUUCAAUUUCAUUUACAGGCACAAUUUCUACUAACGAGGCUUUUUAUCCAGUUAUUUUAGCUCAAUCAAGUUAAUCUGUUCAAAUAUAGAUAAAAUAAACAACAGAUGCAUUCAUAGAUUGUGCAUACGCAACAUCUUGUGUGAUUUCACUUGACACAAUAUAUAGAUCUGCUACCUCAUUAACUUCACCGCUUACCUAUCCGUAAAUACUGAAUUUAACAGAGGCAACAAGUAGCUCUGUGACAAUAAAUAAUUCUCCUGCAGCAUAUAUCAAUUGCAAAAAAUCAAAGACAGCUUGCAAAGGAACUAUUUCACUCACAACAACAUCCUACAAUAGUGACACCUGUAAUAGCCCAUAUACCAUAUUCAAUAAAAUGGAUUGCUCAGAAUCAACUGGAAAAUGUACUAUGAUUUGUGCAUCUACAGCAAAAUUCUGCUAAUUGAAUUGCCAGAAAGCUAGCAAUUGCUUUUCAACAUUCACUUAAUUAGCUGAUUCUAGUUAUCCUUAUGUUUGUUCUCUACAGAUAUUCCUGAACUAUGUUGAUUGCUCGUCUCCAACUGCUACUUGCACAAAUACAAUGUCAUAGACACCAUUUUACUAUGUAAAAUGUGAGAAUGUUUGCACAAACUCUUUGAGCACAGUUGUACCAGUUAGUUAGAGUCCUAAUGGAAAUUUAAAUCCAGACUAUUCUAUAUACCCCUACAUAAAUUGUGAUUAUACAACAGCAACUUGUACGAACACUUUGGCUAAUGUUUAUGAAUUUUACAUCAAUUGCUAAACAUCUUUAAAAUGUAAAAAUACUGUUUCAGGAUAAUCAACUUAUUCCUACUAAGUUUAUUAAGAUUAUUCAGUGCACUCUAUGUACUCAAUAAUAAAUUGUGAAAAGUCAAAAUCUUGUGAAAAUUAAAUCACUUCUCAUGUUCCUAUUUAUAUUAAUUGUAAACAAGCUACUUAUUGCAAGAAUACAAUUUUAACAACUAAUGUGGUUUUUACAUUUAUGGGCUUUAGAAUAUAUCCUCAGAUUGAAGCAGAUUAUGCAACAGGCUAAAUCAUCAACAUAGUUACAACAGCAUGGGGUGUUAGGAUUUUAUGUUCAGCUGUUUCCACUUCUUCUUGCGAUAAUACAUUGUCGACUGUAUUUGAUUUCAUAAUCGAUUGCAAAAUGCAGAAUUGCAAUAAUGUUAUUAGUACAGGAGCAAAUUCUGUUAUUUCAGAUUAUACAACUACUCUAGAGACCUAAUAUUCAAUAAUCAAAUGCAAUGGAAAGGAUGGUUAAAUUUGCUCUAACUCGGCAACCUCAGCUAAUUAAGUAUAUAUAGUUUGCAAUACUUUUAAAGUCAAAUGUACUAACACAAUAUCUACUGCAAAUUAGGUUCCAAUAGCUGACUCAACAUAUAAUUCAGUAAAUUUCCCAUACAUAAACUGCAAUGGGCUUUAAUCACCAGGAUCUUGCACAAACACUAUUUCAAGUUAUAAUGUAGCUUUAAUAGAUUGCGAAGGAUCAAUUAAUGCUUGCACAUCGACACUUUCUACAGGUCCUUCAACUCAGCCAUCAUUUGAGAGCCUAAUAUCUUGUUACAAUACCAAAAAAUGCUCAGGCACUUGCACUUCAACAUAAUUUUGCAUAAUUGAUUGUGAAAGUUCAUCAGAUACUUGCACUUCGAAAAUUAGUUUGAGCGUUAGAAGUACAACCCUUGCCACUAAUACCUUAGCUUAUCCUUUUGUAAAUUGCUAUUCUGCAAAAUGCUCUGGAACUUGCGAUUAAUCCACUGAUUGUCUUCUUUAUGGUUAUUAAUCUCUUUCAGGAAGUACAUAUACAGUUAAUAAAGCUUCCAGCACUUGA
Molecule: messenger RNA, 4614 nt
Organism: Stylonychia lemnae
Lineage: Eukaryota; Ciliophora; Spirotrichea; Sporadotrichida; Oxytrichidae
Source: the annotation of a GenBank genome assembly